GAGACGGCCAGCAAUGGAUUUGUUAACCAUAUUUGUGCUGCUGUUCUGCGGAUGUUCUUUAAAUAACAAAGUCUUCACUGUUUCUCACCUCGUCAGGCAGACUGCCACUAGCUACCCGUGGGACCUCGAGGGCACCUGCAGUAUUGCCAAGAUACCCAUGAAAGUUGCCAAUCGCUACACCUGCCUGACGCCCUGUGUUGGAAUGCUGGGGUGUCAAAUGUACUGUGUUACUUACGAGAUGUGCCACUACUACCGGGCGUGGGUCACACCUCACUACGCAGGGACAGGAGGCGCCGCAGCUUACUCUGAGUGCUUCACCUUCCGCCACGCAGCCAGGGACAUCACUGGCACCAUCACGUCAAUCCAAACAACAGCUGAUGUUUAUGAUGUUUAUGAACCUGAAUUGGCUAUUAACGGGUACUUCUGUGACCACUUCCUGGCCUGCUUCCUCGGUGACUAUACAUCAAAGAACAAGGACCUUAUUAUUGACCUUGGUGUGGCUAGAAAUGUGUCAGCUGUUGAGGUCAUUGUGGCUAGUGCUGACAUGUGGUCCUCCCCAAAUACAGGAAGUUUAAGAGUUCGGUUAGGAAAUGAUUUAAAUUACAAGAAUAAUCCUCAGUUUGCUUAUUUCCCAGGAUAUCUGCCGCGGUAUACUGAGGUCAGGUUGUCCACACCGUCACCCCCCAUGCUUGGAAGGUAUCUGGUUCUCACUGCUGAAAAUUCUAAUGCAUACUACGGUGUUUGUGAUCUUAGAAUCCUGGGUUAGUUUGUGGUGGUGCAGGUGGUGGUGGUGGUG
Messenger RNA from Scylla paramamosain (green mud crab), 796 nucleotides. RefSeq lists its product as uncharacterized. Lineage: Eukaryota; Metazoa; Arthropoda; Malacostraca; Decapoda; Portunidae. The transcript is spliced from 3 exons. The record is from RefSeq and is a predicted model, not a curated record. The coding region runs from base 14 to 766 and encodes 250 amino acids.